AUGGCUUCAAAGCAGUUCAAGAACUGCGAUGGGACUUGUCAGUACCAGGCCGAGCAUGCUAUUCUAUUCCGUGGAAAGAGCGAGGCUUUUAUAAAGGCCGUUCAUGAUACUGACCGUCGCCGAUUACAAAUCCAGCGCGAUACUGUUGAGCGCCAGGCCGUAGAGCAGAAGCCAGGAGGUGAACAUCAGGGUUCUCCAUCUAAUGACAAUACCCGCCGUAGUCAAGACAGUGAAGAGACACGCGAGCACCUCGGGGCACUUGCAGAGCUUGAAGCCGGUAAGGCCCAGGCUGAAAAACAGAUGUAUCAUGCAGAGGAGGAAGGAGCAGACCAUAUGCCUGUAUUGCCGCCAAGAAACAACCAACACGUCGAGGGUGACUACAAACCUCGGCAACAUCGACCAUUUCGUGAGCAACCUCGAGAUUGGAUUCGAGAAGCCGACGAACUUGAGGAUACUAUAGGCUCUGCCUCUGGCACUCGUUACUAUCGUUCAUGA
Messenger RNA from Truncatella angustata, 495 nucleotides. RefSeq lists its product as uncharacterized. Bases 1 to 495 code for a protein of 164 amino acids. The record is from RefSeq and is a predicted model, not a curated record. Lineage: Eukaryota; Fungi; Ascomycota; Sordariomycetes; Amphisphaeriales; Sporocadaceae. The transcript has a single exon.